GAAAUAAUUAUCCGACAAACCUCGAUAUCUCGGAAUGUUUGGAGCUCGUCUCAGGAAUCUUCUGAUUCGAAUUGCUCCCCUUUAACCUCUUAAGGUAAUUUUUCUCAUCAACCGACUGUGACUCCUUGCCUGUUUUCCCAAUGGCCCCACGAUUCAUUAUAACCCCGGGACUCGAUGAUUUAACAGUGAAUAUUGAAUGCCUCUUUCCACGCCCUGUUAUUUUUUUUUUCAAUUCCCCAACUCGUUUUCUGAGAGUAAUAUCCGGGGUAGAGCGUCGUCGGCAGACCGGCUGACAACUCCUGAAUAUCGAUGAAAAACCGAUGAAAAUAACGGGUGGCACAAGUGCCAAAAUACCCUCCCUUCUAUUUAAAACCCAAAAAUUCCUGUAAAAAUCCAGUCCAACGGGUGCGUGAAAUUCUUCCUACGACUUUUCAGGAGAGUAAAAAGUACGUCCUAAAACCCCCAGCACGCAACACAUACACACACACACACCCACAUACACCAAAGGACCACAAAAUGACGCCGUGUAAUGCCGCCUAUCGGUUCACCGUAAAUACUACAGUGUUAGUACAAUGAAUCCUCGUAUUUUUAUCAAUUUCUCCCUCCCAAGCUUCACCUAAUUUAUGUAACAAAACAAAAAACGUGCUCAUCACCUUCUCCCGCACCUAAAAUACCAACAAUAAUCAAACCAAUGAACAAUAAACUGGAUCAUAAGGAAUAAUUACCGGUGUCGUAUCCAGGCACACUGCGACUCUCUCUUGGGACUUUUUCUUGUUACACUAAUUAAAGCGUAAGAGUAUCUCCACUGUUUUUAGAUUUUUAGCCCCUGCAUGCGGGAGUCUCUGGCUUUUUUUUUUCACAGAACAGACACGCGCCCUCGUCUACACCGUCGGAUAACGUAAACGCUUCCCAUUCAAGUGUGACGAUAAAUAAAGAGAGAUAAAUGGAUGUUUAGAUGUGGGGGAUGAGGUAAUGGGGGGUCGGGGUGGACGACAUUCUGGGAAUAUUUCGAUGGAAGGGGGAAUUAUUGGGAAUUUAUUGGCUUACGUUGACUUACAUUUACUGAUGGUUAUGUUGGCAGAAGCUAUGUGAAAUUUUAUUCUCUUUGUUUAUUUCAAUGUCGUCCAUCUAUUCGGUAGGUGUCAUUUCUGGGAAUUGUGUGGGUUGAGACUGUCCAAGAUUCUGAGGAAGUUAUUCAAUGAGUUGGCGGGCUGGGCUAGUGACAAAUAUGGCGGUCCUAGGAACUCCGACGUUCGAGGUUGCGUUCAGUGAAUUGAUUUCGUCCGGUGAUUUCUCUGUGAAUUUAUCGCAUUUAUCGCAAACAUGAAAAAAUAUUAAAAAUCGGAGGUUAGUUUGAUCAUUUCGACUGUAAUUCACUCCGAGUCGUAUGAUUAGUGCAAUAAAUUAAUUAAUGUAUGUAAUUAAUGAUAAAUAGGAUAGGUUUAGGGUGUGGAAUAGUUUUGGUACAGAGAAUUGCAGUGAAUAUUUUUGUGGAUUUUUCUGGAGCUGAGGAAAGCCGACUGUAAAUAAAUCAUGGCCCUUCACAGUGUUCCUCCAAAACGAAAGGAAAUAUACAAAUAUGAGGCACCAUGGCCUCUUUACAGUAUGAAUUGGUCCGUGAGACCUGAUAAGAGGUUUAGGUUGGCCCUUGGAAGUUUUGUCGAGGAAUACAACAACAAAGUGCAGAUUGUUUCACUCGAUGAGGAAACGUCUGAGUUCAGUGCCAAAAGCACAUUCGAUCAUCCUUAUCCCACCACGAAGAUCAUGUGGAUUCCGGACAGUAAAGGACUAUUUCCCGAUCUUCUCGCCACAUCUGGAGACUAUCUUCGAGUGUGGCGAGCAGCAGAGCCAGAGACUCGUCUCGAAUGCGUUCUAAAUAACAACAAAAAUUCGGAUUUCUGUGCUCCUCUGACUUCCUUCGACUGGAACGAGGUGGAUCCUAAUUUAAUAGGCACCUCCAGCAUCGACACAACCUGUACUAUCUGGGGAUUGGAGACUGGUCAGGUUCUGGGACGUGUGAACAUGGUGACGGGACACGUCAAGACUCAGCUGAUUGCCCAUGACAAGGAGGUGUACGAUAUUGCGUUCAGUCGAGCUGGAGGUGGACGUGACAUGUUUGCAUCUGUUGGAGCUGAUGGCUCUGUCAGGAUGUUUGAUCUUCGUCACCUGGAGCAUUCCACUAUUAUUUAUGAAGAUCCUCAGCACACACCGCUUUUGAGACUCGCCUGGAAUAAACAGGAUCCAAAUUAUCUCGCCACCGUUGCCAUGGACGCCUGUGAAGUCAUCAUCUUGGAUGUCAGGGUGCCCUGCACUCCUGUCGCCAGAUUAAAUAAUCACAGGGCGAGUGUUAAUGGCAUCGCCUGGGCACCUCAUUCCUCUUGCCACAUCUGCACAGCUGGGGACGAUCACCAGGCGCUUAUUUGGGACAUCCAGCAGAUGCCAAGGGCCAUCGAAGAUCCUAUUCUCGCGUACACUGCAGCUGAAGGCGAAGUCAAUCAAAUACAAUGGGGGGCAACUCAACCUGAUUGGAUCGCCAUUUGCUAUAAUAAAGCUGCAGAAAUUCUGCGAGUUUAAUCAUGAAUGUUAUUACUCUGUGAGAUCUCAAUUGACGAUUCUCAUCAUCGAGGCGGCUAGGUCCUGUAAAAACCAUUUCUAUAAUAAAUUAUAGACUGAUAGGUUUAUACGUAUAACGUUUAUACAAACUGAUCAGUGAAAAUGCGUCAUCGGUGAGUGUUUUUGAGAACUUGAGUGAAACAAGCCCCAUUAUCCCUUAUUUCUCCUUUCAUCGUUCAUCUUCCAUCGUCCACGUUUAUUGAAGAACUUCCCGUCAACAAAUACUUAUUUCAUAAUUAACGAGAAGAAUUUUCUCAGUGAAUCUCGUGAUCGAAUUUUCUUCAAUACCAAAACUCAUAUUUAUAUCGAUUAUUCUUCACAUGUGAAACGAGAAUCGAACGUACUCCGUAGAAUAAAUGACGAUUAAAUUAUCAAUCAUUCAUUACCUGGAGUGUUCGAUUGAUUGAGUAAUUAAUUCAACUGACAAAAUUAUCCCACAAUUGAGUGACAAAAAAAAUUGUAAAUAAUGUUAAUAUUUCCUUUCUUUCCAUUUAAAUUUAUGACGAGACAAUUAAUUAUAGAUUUUAAUCUCCUUUGAAAAAUGGUAUCUGAGAUACCGGUGAUUUGGUUGAGCACGUCAGUAUUUUUAAUUAAAUUUGAUAUGUUGAUUAAAUGUAAACGUAGAUUAAGGGUAGGUAGAGUAAUUUUUAAAACAUGAAGACGCAAUAAAUGAAUAUCAAGU
Molecule: messenger RNA, 3295 nt
Organism: Fopius arisanus
Lineage: Eukaryota; Metazoa; Arthropoda; Insecta; Hymenoptera; Braconidae
Gene: wap
Product: DDB1 and CUL4 associated factor wap
Exons: 4
Coding region: 1534-2574 (346 amino acids)
Cellular component (GO): nucleus
Molecular function (GO): protein binding
Source: RefSeq, a predicted model, not a curated record